Messenger RNA from Solanum tuberosum (potato), 1035 nucleotides. RefSeq names its product TMV resistance protein N-like. Gene Ontology annotation, biological process: signal transduction; defense response. The transcript is spliced from 3 exons. Lineage: Eukaryota; Viridiplantae; Streptophyta; Magnoliopsida; Solanales; Solanaceae. Gene Ontology annotation, molecular function: ADP binding. Bases 1 to 1035 code for a protein of 344 amino acids. The record is from RefSeq and is a predicted model, not a curated record.
AUGAAUACUCAAUUUGUUGUAGGAGAAUCAUCAACUACUUCUUCCAACUUCUCUUAUGAUGUGUUUCUGAGUUUCAGAGGUGAAGAUACUCGAAAAACCUUCACAGGUCAUCUUUAUUCUAGAUUAUGUCAAGUCAGAAUUAAUACCUUCAUAGAUGACGAGGAAUUAAGAAAAGGUAAGGUGAUUUCAACAGAACUUGAGAAAGCAAUUGAAGAAUCUAGAGUUUCCAUUGUUGUUUUCUCGAAAAAUUAUGCUUCGUUUAGUUGGUGUCUUGAUGAACUUGUUAAAAUUCUUGAAUGCAAAGAGAAGUUAAAGCAAAUAGUUUUGACUAUUUUCUAUGAUGUUCAUCCUUUUCAUGUACGCAAGCAAACCGGAUGCUUUGGUGAAGCUUUGGCUAUGCUUAAGGAACGAUCAUUCGAGGUUGAGAGAAUGAAAAAAUGGACGGAUUCACUUACUGAAACUGCAAAUUUAUCUGGAUGGGAUUUGCAAAUACAUGAAUCAAAAUUUAUUGAAAGUAUUGUAAAACAAGUUCUACAAGAGGUAAACCAGACACCUCUAGAUGUUUCUUGGCACCCUGUUGGAGUAGAUUCUCGUGUCGAAGAUAUAGAGUUGUUACUCCAAAAGGAAGUGCAGAUGAAGUUCGUAUGGUUGGUAUAUAUGGGCGUAGGUGGAAUAGGGAAAACAACUCUGGCUAAAGCUAUCUACAAUCAAAUAUUUCGACAAUUUGAUAGUAGUUGCUUCCUUUCAGAUGUUAGAUUAGAAGCUGAAGCAUUUGGUCAAGUCACGUUACAAGAAAAACUACUAAAUCAAGUUCUCAAAACUAAGGACGUCAAAGGUUCCGAAAAAGUAGAAGUACUGGUGGUAGAUCCAGGGGAAUUAAAAGGCGCGAACCUGAGCACCAAGACAUUUAAGAAAAUGAAAAAUUUGAGGGUGCUUAAAAUCGAUGAGUUACAUAUUCCGGGAAUCUGUCUAAGGUGGUUACUUGCCUUUUUCUUUAAGCAUCAAUUUGUGCUCUGUGUUGCUAAGCUGUACUAA